AGUGGCCUCAACUCUCAAUUUUGGGCGUCGCCCUUUUGUAGCAGAUGCGCAGUUUAUGACUUUUUGAGUAGUGAUGGGCAAGAACUUUGAAACAAGUACUUGAAACAACGACGCCGGCGCUUUGGCGCUUUAGCUUCCCGGCUUAAAAAUAUUUAUGGUGGAGCAGUGAUAUGUGUUGACCGGCAUAAAUAUGGAAGUUGAAGCAAAUCUUGAGGCUUUUUUGGAAGAGAGUGAAAUCGUUUUAAUACCGGUCGAAGUCAGAAAUAAGUUGUCACAGUCUUUUGAUACGUUUAACACUUCAGUGAAGUCCCUGAAGAGAGAAUAUGACGAUUUCAAAGUGCUUAAAGAGCAGGAUGAGUUUGAGCUGGGCCAGCAGCUGCAGGAGGCCCAGCAGGAGCUGCAGAAGCAGUCCAGCCAGCUGGAGGAGCAGCAGCAGUCUGCUGCCAAACUGGAGGAGCAGCUGACCACAAUCACUGCGGACUACAGGAAGGCAGAUGCUGACCUCACCAGGGCACUGGCCGCUGAGCUGGCCGCCUGUCGGGAGCGCGACCAGGUGCUCUCGGACAAGGCGAGUCUGGUGCAGCAGCUGGAGCGGCGCGCUGCCGAGGUGGCCCGGCUGACGGCCGAGCUGGCCGACCGCGGCGCCGAACUGGCCGCGGCCAACGCGGCCAAGUGUCAGGCGCUGGUUCAGGUGGAGGAGAUAGCUGCAAAGGAGAUCAGCAUACAGUACAGGGAGAAGAGGAUGGCCAGCGAGAAGGAGCUGCUGGAGAAGCAGAUGUCGCUGCUGCGGGAGAGCCUGGAGUCGCGUACCGAGGAGCUCUCCACGCUGCGCCGCCAGAACAGCUCGCAGAUCAUCCAGCUGCAGGCCGACCUCGCCAGCAAGAUUGACCAGCUGGAGACGGAGCAGGCCGAAAAGGAGCGACUGGCGCAGCAGGCGGCCGACCUGGAGCAGCGGCUCACUGAGCUGGCGGAGAGGCUCCGUCUGCAGCGAGAGGCCGAGAUCGAACAGGAGGAGAACUACCGGCAGCAGCUGCGAUCACAGGAACGGCUGGCGCAGCUCUACAAAGAGGGCGCCGAGGAGGCGGAGGCCAAGUCGAGCGAGAUGCUGCGCUUGGUGGACGAGCUGCGGUCGCUGCUGAGCUCGGCCAGCGAGCAGCAGAGCCAGCUGGAGGCGCAGCUGGACGAGACGCGCGCCCAGCACGGUCAGCAGCUGGUUGAGAGGGACGAGGUGAUCCGCCAGCUGCGCACCCAGCUGGAAACGUGCGAGGAGCAGCUGCAGGCCAUCACACGCAGAGGUAACCUGACGGACGAGGCGGUGGAAGCCAUGUCGCCGUCCGCCGCCGCCGUCAGCCGCCUCCUGCGGCAGGGCAUGACGCUCACUCAGAUAUUCACCGAGUUCUGUGAGGCCAAGGAGCAGCUGACGGCCGCACAGGCCGAGAGCAAACAGCUCAAACUGUGCCUCGACCAGAUCCUGAAGGAUAUCGAGGAGCGCACGCCGGCCAUCCAGAGACAGCGCGAGGAUUACGAGGUGGCGGCGGUGCAGACUAUCGACGCCCUCACUGACAGCAACGACGAGGCGCUACGGGAGCUGGAGACGGCGCGCGCCGAGUCUGACGACGCCCGACGGCAGCUGCGCACCGUUCAGCACGAGCGGGACCGGCUGGCCGCCCAGACGGCCGACCUGGCCACGCAGGUGCGGGUGCUGCUGAAGGAGGUGGAGGAGGCUCGCGGCGGGUUCGUCACCACACCACGGGACGAGCUCGAGCUGGACACAUCAUCCGCCGGACGGCUGAUCGCGCAGCGUCUGGUCACCUUCCGUGACUUGGAGGAGCUGCAGGCGCGCAACCAGGAGCUGCUGGCUGUGGUGCGCGAGCUGAGCAUCCAGCAGGAGGAGGCUGACGGUGCCGACGUGACCCGCUCCGAGUCGCACGUGCGCCUGCAGGCGGAGCUGAGCGCCGCUCAGGAGGAGCUCGAGGAGCUGCGGGUGGCGCGUCUCCGUCAGGAGAGUAUGGUGGAGAGCAUCGUCAGGCAGAGGGACAUGUAUCGGUCGCUGCUGCAUCAGCAGACACAGUCACAGGAGCUCGCCGACCAGUCUGUCACCGGCAAGUCACCUGUGGCGGCCAGCCCGGCCAAGAGUCCGGCAGCCAAGUCCUCCCCCGUGGCCGCCCUGCCGUCAGCAGAAGACGCCGCCCGGGUGGAGAUGCUACAGAAGCAGUUACAGGAACUGCGCGAGGAGUACGACUUCUACAAGAAGGAGCAGGCCGAGAACGUCAAAAUGCUGACCGAGCAGACACAGAAGCUGACGGACCAGCUGACCGAGCACAGGGUACAGAACACGAAGCUCGUGUCGCGUCUCGAGUACAACGACGAGCGUUUCGCGAUCGCUCAGAGUAACAGCGACCAGUACAAGCGACAGGCGGCGGCGCUCGAGGACAAGUAUAAGAAGGCCGCCGUCACCGUGGCCAAGUACGAGGAAACGAUCGCUACACUGCGAGAGAGUGUCAGCUCAGCCCAGGAGCGUCUCUCCCGAGCAGAGGUGCGCUGCGAACACCUCCAGCAGGAGCGCACCAUGCUCAGAGAGUCCGAGGCGCGGCUGCUCGCUGAACGAGAGGCGGCGCAGCGCGAGCGAACUCAGACCUCGCUGCUGCUCUCGAACAUGGAGGCGAUCAAGAAUAACCUGGAGCGGGCGCAGACCAGCGCGGCGGCCCAACUGGAGAACCAGAACGACACCUUGAAGCGCGAGGUGGCGGCGCUGACCCGUAAGCUGGAGACGGACGCCGAUACGCACAAUAAGGCCAUCAAACUGUGGGAGGCCGAGGUGGCUAAGCUCAGACACAAACUCGAGGAGGAGGCCGUGGUGGUGCGGAAGGCGCGCGAGGCGGAGGUGGCCGCCGAGGCGCGUGUCCAGCAGCUCAAACAGCAGCUGACUGAGGCACAGACGACGGCAGCGGCUGCGCCGCCGCCGGCCGCCGCUGCCUCCUCACCUGCAGCUCCCUCCGCCGAGCUGCGCGAGACGCGCCUGCAGCUGCAGCAGGCGCGGGCGCAGCUGGAAACAGCCAAGCAGCAGGCGGAGGCGGCGCAGCAGCGCGCGCAGCAGCGCGGACUGACGGAGGCGGCCGAACAGCGGCUCAUGGAGUCGCAGCGCACCGUACAGGAGUGCCAGACCACCAUGGAGACGCGGCUGCAGGAGAGCCAGGCGAUGCUCUCUGAGCUGCAGCAGGUGGUGGAGACCCUCUCCGCCGAGAAGCAGCAGCUGGAGACGCAGCUGGCCGCCACCGCUGAGGUCAAGGCCGGUAGCACCCGGUUGAAGGCCAACCUGGAGAAGACGCGUCAGGAGCUGCAGGAGCUGACGACACGUCUGGAGACAGCCCAGAGCCUGGAGAAGGAGGCGCGCGAGAACGCCCAGAAGGAGGCAGCCACGCGCGCCGAGGCGCAGGACAAGUACCAGCACGAGGUGAUCCUGCACGCGGCUGAUCUGGAGGCGCUCAAACAGGCGCGCGCCCAGCUGGACGAGACGACCGCUAAGCUGGCGGCGGCGGAGGACGAGCGCCGCGCCGCCGUCGCCCGCCUGGCCGAGGCGGAGGCCGGCUGGAAGGAGCGCCAGGCGCUGCUCGAUCAGCAGGCCACCCAGCAGCGGCAGCAGCACGACGAGCUGCUGCAGCAGAACAGCCUGCUGCACGACCAGCUGGAGCAGCUCAACUCCCAGCUGACUGCCGUGCAGGCGCGGCUGGCGCCCGCCGAGCCGGACGCAAACACCACCGGCGGCUCCCUCAACACCUCCUUCUCCGAGGCGGACGCGCGCACCUCGGAACAGCUGCUCGAGAUCAUCCGCUACCUGCGCCGUCAGCGCGAGAUCGCCGAGACGCGCGCGGAGACUGCCGGGGCGGACGCGCGGCUGCGCGCGCAGCUGCAGCUCACCAAACAGCAGCUGGAGGCCAGUCAGACGCGGCUCGACCAGGAGCGACAGAGCUCGCAGGCCUCGGUGGAGUCCUCGGCGCGACUGGCAGAGCUUCUCAGGAAGGUGGAGACGCUCAACGCGCUCACUGAUAGUAACCGGGUGCUGCGGGUCGAGCGGGACGACCUCUCGCGGCGCUGUCAGGAACUGCAAGUGCAGCUGGACACCACCAGGGUCGAGAUCGAGCCGCUGCAGGAGAAGAACCGCGAUCAGCAGUGCCGGAUUGACGUCCUGGACAGCGAGUGUACGACGCUGAGGGGCGAGGUGGCCCGUUGGCGGCAGCGGACCGCCCAGCUCACCGAGAGGGCCAACAAGGCCAACCCCGAGGAAAUGAAGAAGCUACAACAGGACAAGGAGGCGCUGACGAAGCGUACCGAGGAGCAGCAGCAGCUGGGGGAGAGCCGCGUCCGGCAGUCGUCCCAGGCGGUCACCGAGCAGCGCGCGCAGCUGACAGAGCGGCUGCGCCAGCUGACCAGCGAGCUGUCGCAGCUCAAACAGGAGACCGAGAAACACAAACAGGAGGCCGAGCGCAACAAACAGAUGGUGACGCAGCUGCAGGCUCAGCUGAAGACAUCGCAGCAGCAGAUGACGGCCGCGCAGCAGGCGACCUCGGGAGCGCAGCAGCAGCUGCAGCAGGUGCAGCAGCAGCUCCAGCAGGCGCAGCAGCAGGCCGAGCAGCAGGCUGAACAGCUGAAGGGUGACGUGGAGAAGGCUAAUGCGGAGACUGCCAAACGGGACGCCCAGCUGAACGAGAUGCGGACCAGCAUGGUGCAGGUGAAGAAGAUCGGCCGCCGGUACAAGUCCCAGUUCGAGGAGCUGCAGACGGAGCACACCAAGCUGAAGGAGGAGCUGGCGGCCGCCCAGACGGCCGCCGCCGCCGCGCCGGCCGCCGACGCUGCGCGCACCUCCCAGCAGGCCGCCGAGCUGGAGACGGCGCGCGAGAGUCUGACGUCGACCCAGGCCGACCUGACGGCGGCGCGCACUGAGCUGGAACAGGUGCGCGCCACGUCCCGCCAGCACGAGGAGAAGACCCGCACCCUGCUGCAGAAGUUCCGCCAGAAGGUCUCCCAGCUGACACAGGAGAACAAGGACCUGCGGGAGAGAGCCGACAAUGAGGGCGCGUCUUCAGCGGCCCAGGACGAGGCAGAGAUGCGGGUGGCCGCUUUAAAGUCUCAGUACGACAACAAACAGCAGCAGCUCGAGCGGGAGUUAUCCGAGGCCAAGAAACGGCUGCAGGCGCUCGAGAAACAAAUGACCGUCAAACAGCAGCAGGCCAAGCCGGCGGCGGCCCCCGACUGUGCCGGUGACCAGUCGGGCCGCACGCCGACCGCCAACAUCCGUCCGAUGGCCGGCGGCGGGGGCGCGGGCGGGGCCGCGCAGCUGCCGGCGCCCCACCCGGGCCCGGCCACGCCCAGUCGCACCACGCCCACCGCCAGCAUCCGACCAAUGGCCGUGCAGCCGGCCAAAACGACGGCCACCGUGCCGCCCAGCGUCACCGGCAGCGUGACCAGCGAGCCGGUCGCCUCCACCUCCACUGUGACUGUGGCCACGGUGGCUCCGACCCCGGCCCAGGUCACCGAGACACUGCCCCAGGCCACCGUCACCCCCCGCAGUCAGACGGCGCCGGCCGAGACAUCGCCACGCGUCCCGCCCGUCUCUGCCGCCCCCACUGCGACCGCUGCGGUCACUGCCACAGCUGCGGCCCCGGCGGCCGCCGCGGCGCCGGUCCAGUCCCAGCCGGCGGCUGGCGCGCCGCCGGAGAGCCCGGCACAGCAGCAGCAGGAGCCGAGCCAGCCUGCCCAGCCGCCCCAGCAGUCCCAGCAGCCACAGCAGUCCCAGCAGCCGCAGCAGCCUCCGCAGGCGGGGAAGCGGGCGUUUGCCGUGGUGGCGGGCACCAGUGCGGCGUCGGGCUCUGGCUCAGCCCCCGGAGAGGCAGCCGUGCAGGCGGUGAAACGGCCUCGCACAGAGGAGUCGACUGCGUCUGAGAGUGGCUCUGGGACGGACAGCCAGCCGCCGACAGCCGCGGCCCCCGCUCCUGCUGGGGAGACUGUCGCCGCCCCCGCCCCCGCCCCCGCUGCCGCCGCACCGGCCGCCAAUGUCGCCCCUGCCGCCCCGGCCGCCACCGCGGCUCCGUCGGGGGCAGAUUCUCCGAUCAUCGUACUUUUAUCGGAUGACGAGAAGCAGGAGGAAGACGACGCUGAGGAGCCGGAGAUAGAGGAAGAGGCGGAGGAAGAAGAGGAGGAGAUGGCGGGCGACGAGGAGGCGGAAGAGGAGGAGGAGGACGAUUACGAGGAGGAUGCGGAGGACGAGCCGGCUGCCGAGACAGAACUCAACGAUGAUGAUGACACGGUCGAGUACGUGCCGCGCGGCGAGGAGGCCGGCGAGUCGGGCGCCGCCGAGCCCAUGGACGAGAUCAGUCAGGAGGAGGACGUGCCCGAGGACGAGGACGGGGACGAAGAGGACGAGGUGGGGGACGUUGAGGAGGAGGACGCCAGCCAGGGUGCGGCGGCCGGCCGCGCGGGGGCCGCCGCCGCCGCCGGUUCGGCCGGCCGGCCACACCUGCAGCCGUUCGGCGGGUCGGCGGCGACUGCCGGCGCCGGCUCCACCGCCACCGGACAGUUCGACGACGGCGACAGCAUCGUGCCGAGCACGCCGACGCUGAUGGUGCCCCGGCGCGGCGACGCCUUCGCCGAGUCCGUCCCGUCGCCGCAGCCGGUGGCGGGGGGCGCCGGCGCCGGGCCGUCCAGCGGUGACCAGCAGGCGCCGCUGGCCUCAGCGGCGGGUCUGGACGACACGCGGAUGGAUAUCACCCAGCUGAACAGCCGCGGAGGGGAGCAGGACCCCCUGCAGGCGGCCGGCGAGCAGCCGGCGGCGGUCCCCCAGCAGCCAGCGCCGACCCGCCGACGCUCGGCGCCCCGUCUCCAGCGGCCACAGCCGAUCGUCUGGGACCGGCAGAGCUCCCGGGAGCAGCCGGCGGCGCCAUCCCCGAGCCGCGGCGCCGGCCGCGCCCGUCGCAGCCGCGGGCCGCGCGGACGGGGCCCGGCGCGCGGCGCCCGCUGAGUGGGGAAAAAGGACCCAUAUUGGGAGGAUGGUGGAAAGGACUGAGACUGGAGAGCGAGGCUGUCAGAUAACCGGCGAUGUAAGGUGAUUAUUUCGCUGAUACGUGCUUUUCUGUAUGAAUAUACCACUGUUUUUCA
Messenger RNA from Amphibalanus amphitrite, 7152 nucleotides. Its product is annotated as nucleoprotein TPR-like. The record is from RefSeq and is a predicted model, not a curated record. Gene Ontology annotation, cellular component: nuclear pore. Lineage: Eukaryota; Metazoa; Arthropoda; Thecostraca; Balanomorpha; Balanidae. Gene Ontology annotation, molecular function: structural constituent of nuclear pore. Gene Ontology annotation, biological process: mRNA export from nucleus; protein import into nucleus.